ACCGCCAACCCCGUGGCUGACGUCAUAACGUCGCGCAAAAGAUGGCGGCCUCGAGCGCAGUGAAAACAAAACACAGAUGACUUUGAGACGGAUUCUCGUUAAACCUCCAGGAUCCAGACCCUGAACCUCCAGGAUCCGGACCCUGAACCUCUAGAAUCCGGACCCUGAACCUCCAGGAUCCGGACCCUGACCCUCCAGGAUCCGGACCCUGACCCUCCAGGAUUCGGACCCUGAACCUCCAGGAUCCGGACCCUGAACCUCUAGAAUCCGGACCCUGAACCUCAAGAUGUCUGAGUCCCCGGAGACACAGAGCGGCGUCCCGGACGCUCGGAGCGGCGUCCCGGAGCGGCUGCAGCGCCUGAAGGAGCUCACGGAGUUCACGGAGAACUGCAAGAAGCAGCUCGACGACAUGUUUGAAGAGCUGGGCUGGUCGAAGGACUACAACUACAACCAGGACGCGAUGGAGCAAUGUCCCUACGACGCCAACCACAGAGUCCCGGUGACGAGCAUGGAGCGACACAAAGCCUCCUGCAGCCGCCGGAAGAUGGGCUACUCUGCGGAGGAGGAGGCGGAGAUGUUCGACCCUUCUGUGUGUUACGAGAACAGCGGCGUCAGGAGCUUCACGACGGACAAAUCCACGCAGCACCAAGUGAUCCUGCAGGCGAGGUCCGCUGCACCGCUGAUGAGAAUGGAAGGAGUCUUCUGGCAAGGUCAGUACUCCGGCCAGCCGGUCGACGUGCCUCAGAACCACAAGCGCGCCGUGUGUGACCUCACCGUGGCCGACCGAUUGGCUCUGUACGACCACGUGGUCGGCGUCCUCAGCCAGCGGAGGGAGGCGGCCUCCUGCAGCAACGAGGACCUCUACGUGGACCUGGUGUCCAAACUCCAGAAGGACGAGGAGCAGAACGAGCCAAAGACUCACCUGGAGCUGAUGGCAGAGAUGAGGGACUACAAGAGGCGGCGCCAGUCUUACCGAGCCAAGAACGUCCACAUCACCAAGAAGUCCUACACUGAGGUGAUCAGAGAGGUGAUCAAAGUCCACUCGGGGGAGCUCACCAGACAGUGGAGGGAGGACGAGGACGAGGAGGAGUCCACCAGGUCGGAGCUCUCCUCCCACAGGCGGCGGCCGGAGGAGAAGCGCCCGGCGUCGUCAGAGUCUCGCCACUCCCUCGGCCAACGGCGGCGCGGCAGCCGUGAGCGAAGCCCGGAGAGAGAGAGCAAGAAGAAGAAGAGGAAGAGAGAGAGGGAUUCCGGCUCCCCGGAGGAACACCACCACCACCACCACCACGACCGGAAGAAGAAGAAGAAGAAGAAAAGGGAGGAAAGGGAGAAGGAGAAGUGAGGCAGUCCGAGCAGGUCAAAGGUCACCGUGGCCUCUGCAGGUGGAACGGAGACAUUUUAAGUUCGUAAACGAGUGAAUUCUGGAAAGAAAUCAACUUUUAGGAACCCGAAUAAAAUGUUUUUGCUUUUGUGCGCGAAUUGUAAUCACGUGUCUGCCAAUCUUGAACAGGCCCCGCCCCCACCUUUGCCUGAUUGGCUGGGAGUGGUUUUCGAGGACAGGCCACAUGGAAUGUUGGACAUUAGUGUCAUAGCUGGCACGCUUUCACCACAAGGUCAAAGGUCACGCUUGCUAAAGGCUUUCAUUUAUCUCCGUGUGUGUCUUCAAGAUUUCUGCCGUCAUCGGGAAACUUUGGAAAAGUGUUUUAAUUUGAAAUUUUGGUUUCUGAAAUCUUGCAAUGUUUUUUCUUUUUUUCUGAAGAAAUAAAUGCUACUUUAAAUGUG
Messenger RNA from Cyclopterus lumpus (lumpfish), 1782 nucleotides. RefSeq names its product small nuclear ribonucleoprotein 48 (U11/U12) (gene snrnp48). Lineage: Eukaryota; Metazoa; Chordata; Actinopteri; Perciformes; Cyclopteridae. Bases 287 to 1342 code for a protein of 351 amino acids. Gene Ontology annotation, cellular component: nucleoplasm; U12-type spliceosomal complex; cytosol. The record is from RefSeq and is a predicted model, not a curated record. The transcript has 10 exons.